Messenger RNA from Sarcophilus harrisii (Tasmanian devil), 5167 nucleotides. It is a transcript of the gene FLT1, whose product is annotated as fms related receptor tyrosine kinase 1. Gene Ontology annotation, molecular function: vascular endothelial growth factor receptor activity; ATP binding. The record is from RefSeq and is a predicted model, not a curated record. Gene Ontology annotation, cellular component: signaling receptor complex; plasma membrane. The coding region runs from base 423 to 4448 and encodes 1341 amino acids. Gene Ontology annotation, biological process: positive regulation of kinase activity; cell migration; positive regulation of angiogenesis. The transcript is spliced from 30 exons. Lineage: Eukaryota; Metazoa; Chordata; Mammalia; Dasyuromorphia; Dasyuridae.
GCUGCUCCGCUCGGAAUUGAUGUCCGCAGGAGGCUAAAAGGAGCGCACCCGUCGGACACUCCCUCUUUUCCUCCUUGGCGGCGGCGGAGGCAGCAGCAGCAGCAGCAGCAGCAGCAAAGACUGCCGCGGCGGCAGUAGCUGAGGAGAGCAGCACGGCGUCCUGGGGACUGCAGCAGUGGGCUCCCCGGCACUCAGUAGCAGACUGGAGGCAGGCGCGGGUUUGAGGAUUAAAAAUUGCAUGGUUACGCUUUUUCCGGGCCCGAGCAGCCGCGCUGCAUAGCGCGACAGAGAAACCUUGGGGACCAGGAACCGAAGGCACUGGUGGAGUUGAACCAGAGCGCAAGGGGCCCCUCUCAGGCAUUUUUUGGCGCCUCUGGGAAAAGAAGCGAUAGUCAUCUACCCACCUCGCCGCGUCCCUUACCAUGUUCAGCUGGGUGGUCACCGGGGCCGCGCUUUCCGUCCUACUGGGCUGUCUGCUUCUCACAGGAUCUAGCUCAGGAUCAAAACUGAAAGGACCUGAACUAAGUUUAAAAGGCACACAACAUGUCAUUCAAGCAGACCAGACGUUAUAUCUUAAAUGCAGGGGGGAAGUGGCCCAUUCAUGGUCUUUGCCUAAGACCGUGAGUAAAGAAAGCAAAAGGCUGAGCAUCACCACAUCUGUCUGUGGAAGGAACGGUAAACAGUUCUGCAGCACCCUGACUUUGAACAAGGCACAGGCCAACCACACGGGCUACUAUAGCUGCAAAUACUUAUCCACACCUGUUUCAAAGAAAAAGAGAACAGAAUCUACAAUCUAUAUAUUUAUUAAUGACACAGGUAGUCCAUUUGUAGAGCCUCACAGCACCAUGCCUGAAACUGUUCAUAUGACUGAAGGACAGGAAAUGAUUAUUCCUUGUCGAGUGUCAGCGCCAGACUUCACCGUUACUUUGAAAAAGUUUCAGGUUCCUGAUGUGAAAACUUUUAUUCCUGAUGGGAAGACAAUAAUCUGGGACAAUAAAAGGGGUUUUAUUGUACCAAAGCCAACAUACAGAUUUAUAGGACUUCUGAUCUGUGAAACAACAGUCAAUGGCCAUUUAUAUAGCACAAAUUAUCUAACAUAUCGACAAGACAACAAAAUUAUUGAUGUCCAGUUAAGUACACAAAAUCCAAUCAAAUUGUUGAAAGGUCAGACUCUUGCCCUCAAUUGUACUGUUACUGCUGCCUGGAACACAAGAGUUCAGAUGACUUGGAAUUAUCCUGGUGAAGCAAAUAAAAGAGCUUCUGUAACUCCCCGGUUUGAUACAAGUAAUACCCAAGCCAAUGUAUUCUACAGCACUCUUAUUAUUGACAAAGUGCAAAGCAAAGACAAAGGACUUUAUACAUGUCAAGUGAAGAGUGGACCAUCCUUCAAAUCUGCUAACACUACAGUGCAUGUAUAUGAAAAACCGUUCAUCACUGUGAAACAUCGAAAACAGCAGGUGCUUGAAACGAUAGCAGGCAAACGGUCCUAUCGGCUUUCCAUGAAAGUGAAGGCAUUUCCCUCACCAGAAGUUGUAUGGUUAAAGAAUGGGUUACCUGCUACUGAGAAAUGUGCUCGAUAUGUGGCCCAUGGCUAUUCACUAAUUAUCAAGGAUGUGGCAGAAGAGGAUGCAGGAGAUUAUACCAUCUUGCUGAGCCUAAAACAAGCAAAAAUUUUCAAAAAUCUAACAACCACUCUCAUUGUAAAUGUGAAACCCCAAAUUUAUGAAAAAGCUGUAUCAUCAUUCCCAGAUCCUAAUCUCUACCCACUGGGUAGCCAGCAGAGUCUGACUUGUACUGUUUAUGGUGUUCCCCAACCUACAAUUAAGUGGAUUUGGCAUCCUUGUAACCAAAAUCAUUCCAAAACAAGGUAUGACUUUUGCUCUAACAAUGACAAAUCUUUCAACUUGGAUGCUGACAGCAAUAUUGGAAAUAGAAUCCAGACUAUCACUCAACGUAUGGCCGUAAUAGAAGGAAAGAAUAAGAUUGCAAGCACUCUGGUUGUGGCAGACACUAGAGCUUCUGGAAUCUAUAGCUGUGUGGCUUCCAAUAAAGUUGGACACGUGGAAAGAAACAUUAGCUUUUAUGUCACAGAUGUGCCCAAUGGAUUUCAUGUUAACUUGGAAAAAAUGCCCGCUGAAGGAGAGGAUUUGAAAUUGUCUUGCAUGGUCAGCAAAUUCUUAUACAGAGACAUUACUUGGAUUUUGCUGCGAACAGUGAACAAUAGAACAAUGCACCACAGCAUCAGUAAACAAAAAAUGGCCAUCACCACGGAGUACUCUAUAACACUCAAUCUCACUAUCAAGAAUGUUUCCCUGGAAGAUUCAGGCACCUAUGCCUGCAGAGCCAGGAACAUUUAUACCGGGGAAGAAAUUCUUCAAAAGAAAGAAGUUACAAUUAGAGAUCAGGAAGCACCUUACCUCCUCCGUAACCUCAGUGAUCAGAUAGUGGCCAUCAGCAACUCCACCACUUUAGACUGUCAGGCAAAAGGUGUGCCAGAACCACAGAUAACCUGGUUUAAAAACAACCAUGAAAUACAGCAAGAGCCAGGUAUUAUUUUGGGCCCAGGAAGCAGCACGCUGUUUAUUGAAAGAGUCACAGAAGAGGAUGAAGGCUUCUACCGUUGCAGAGCCACCAACCAGAAGGGCACUGUCCAGAGUUCAGCAUACCUCACUGUACAAGGAACCUCAGAUAAAUCCAACCUGGAGCUGAUCACUCUGACAUGUACGUGUGUUGCUGCAACACUGUUCUGGCUCUUGUUGACUCUCUUUAUCCGAAAACUGAAAAGGACUUCUUCUGAAAUAAAGACAGAUUACCUAUCAAUUAUAAUGGAUCCAGAUGAAGUUCCUCUUGAUGAGCAAUGUGACCGUCUACCCUAUGAUGCCAGCAAGUGGGAGUUUGCCCGAGAAAGACUUAAGCUGGGAAAAUCACUUGGACGUGGAGCUUUUGGAAAAGUGGUCCAAGCAGCUGCAUUUGGCAUUAAGAAAUCGCCCACGUGCCGGACAGUGGCUGUGAAAAUGCUGAAAGAGGGGGCCACAGCCAGUGAAUACAAAGCUUUGAUGACUGAGCUUAAGAUCCUGACCCACAUUGGACAUCAUCUGAAUGUGGUGAACCUGCUGGGAGCCUGCACCAAACAUGGAGGUCCUCUCAUGGUGAUAGUUGAAUACUGCAAAUAUGGAAAUUUAUCCAACUAUCUCAAGAGCAAAAGAGAUUUCUUCUUUCUCAAUAAGGAUGCAGCCUUGCAGACUGAGCCCAAGAAAGAAAAGGAAUCUGAACUUGAGCAUGGCAAGAAACAAAGACUGGACAGUGUCACCAGCAGCGAGAGCUUUGCAAGCUCCGGAUUUCAGGAAGAUAAAAGUCUGAGUGAUGUUGAGGAGGAAGAGGAGGAUUCUGAUGAUUUCUACAAGCAACCCAUCACCAUGGAAGAUCUCAUUUCAUACAGUUUUCAAGUGGCCAGAGGCAUGGAGUUCUUAUCUUCUAGAAAGUGCAUUCACCGUGAUCUGGCAGCCCGAAACAUCCUUUUAUCUGAAAACAAUGUAGUGAAGAUUUGUGACUUUGGACUCGCUAGAGAUAUUUACAAGAAUCCUGAUUAUGUGAGAAAAGGAGAUACCCGGCUUCCUCUUAAGUGGAUGGCUCCUGAAUCCAUCUUUGACAAAAUUUAUAGCACUAAAAGUGAUGUAUGGUCUUAUGGGGUGCUGCUAUGGGAAAUAUUCUCUUUAGGUGCUUCUCCAUACCCAGGAGUGCAAAUUGAUGAAGAUUUCUGCAGUCGUCUGAAGGAAGGCACAAGAAUGAGAGCUCCAGAAUAUGCUACUUCUGAAAUCUAUCAAAUCAUGUUGGAUUGCUGGCAUAAGGAUCCCAAAGAGAGACCAAGAUUUUCUGAAUUGGUGGGAAAACUAGGAGACUUACUUCAAGCAAAUGUGCAAAAGGAUGGUAAAGACUAUAUCCCCCUGAAUAAUAUACUGACAGGAAAUAAUGGGUUUUCUUAUUCCACCUCUGCCUUCACUGAAUCCUAUUUCAAAGAAGAUAAUUCAACUCCAAAAUUCAAUUCAGGAAGUUCUGAUGAUGUCAGAUAUGUAAAUGCUUUCAAAUUCACACACCCACAGAGAGUAAAAACCUUUGAAGAGCUUUCCCCAAAGGCUAUUUCUGUAUUUGAGGAUUACCAGGCAGAUAGCGGCAUGGUGUUGGCACCCCAAGAGCUAAAGCGCUUCACUUGGACAGAGAGCAAACCUAAGUCCACCUUGAUGUUUGGCUUAAAAGUGACCAGCAAAAGCAAGGAAUCGGGGCUUUCUGAUAUGACCAGGCCUAAUUUCUGCCAUUCCAGCUGUGGUCAUGUCAAUGAAGUCAAUCGCAGAUUUACAUAUGACAACUCCGACCUGGAAAGGAAGAUCUCAUGCUGCUCUCCUCCUCCAGACUACAAUUCAGUGGUCUUGUACUCCAAUCCUCCAGUAUAAAACUUUAGUAUAAAGAAAUAUUGCAGGAAACAAAUGCAUAUUUAUAUCUGAUAUAAAUUAGCUUUCUCCAGUGUAAUACACUUAUGUUUUAACCCCUUUCCUUUUCACAAGAGCCAUUUUAAUUUUUUUAAGAGUACUUUUCCAAACUAACAAAAAAAUAAAUAAAUAUAAGCAUUAACAGAGGCAUUCUCACUAAAGCCUCUAGAUAUUUAGUAAAGGAUCUAAAUUAUUUCUGGGCCCAACAGCAUAACCCUAUCCUCUUAGGCCCCUGGGGAGUCUCACACUUGGUUCAAUUGGAAAAUCAAGAAAGAAUAUUGAUUGUUCAGUGAAAGAAAUCAAAAAGGUAGCAUGAUAUAAAGAGCACUGACUUGGAGCCAGGGAUCUGGACCCAUAUUUCAGCUUAAUUUGGGAAAAUUACUUAGAUCUUGGUUUCCUGACCUAUAAAAUGAAAGUGUUGGAUCAGUUCUGAAGUCUACUUUCCUAUUUUCUAAGAGAGCAAUAACUAUCUUUGGUUUUUAUUCUAAAGCUCUCUGGGUUUUAGGUCUGGAGACCCAGCAGUAUUGAAACCAAGAACAGAAUUUUUUUUAAGCUCUGAGGGACAACAGCAAGCUAAAUAUUUAUCAUGGAAACAACAAGUAGACUCAAAAUAUAGGAAUGGGAUACAGGAGAGAAGAGUAGACAAAAGUAAGGAAAAGGCCAAAAAAAAAAAAAAAAAAAAA